Messenger RNA from Ananas comosus (pineapple), 2156 nucleotides. RefSeq names its product 3-ketoacyl-CoA synthase 6-like. Gene Ontology annotation, molecular function: acyltransferase activity, transferring groups other than amino-acyl groups. The record is from RefSeq and is a predicted model, not a curated record. The coding region runs from base 231 to 1730 and encodes 499 amino acids. Gene Ontology annotation, biological process: fatty acid biosynthetic process. The transcript has a single exon. Gene Ontology annotation, cellular component: membrane. Lineage: Eukaryota; Viridiplantae; Streptophyta; Magnoliopsida; Poales; Bromeliaceae.
ACCUCCGAACUCGGUCUUUAAAUUUUCCCCCCCGCCAACGCGCAUUUGCAUCAGCAGCAGCGGCAGCAGCAGCAGCAACAACAAACACCACACCACACCACACCACACUAAUAAUAAGCUAGCUAGCUCGCUAGCUAGCUAAAAUAAGUCUUAAACUAGGCUACUACGCUACGUACGCUGGUGCAGCAGCAAGUAAUUGAUCAGAAAGAGAUCAAGAAGGAAAAGGGAGAAUGGCGACGGAUCCAUUGCCGCCCUUGUUGAGCUCGGUGAAGCUCAAGUACGUGAAGCUGGGGUACCAGUACCUGGUGAACCACAUCCUGACGGUGCUGCUGGUGCCGGUGAUGGCGGCGAUCUGCGUGGAGCUGGGGCGGCGCGGGCCGGGGGAGAUGGCGGCGCUGUGGCGGCAGUUCCGCGAGCUGGACGUGGUGCACGUGCUGUGCGGGGCGUUCGUGUGCAUCAUAGCGGGGACGGUGUACGCGCUGUCGAGCCCGCGGGCGGUGUACCUGGUGGACUUCGCGUGCUUCCGGCCGACGCGCGACUGCCGGGUGCCGUUCGCGACGUUCCUGGAGCACGCGCGGCUGCUGCCCUACUUCGACGAGCGGACGGUGCGGUUCAUGGUGCGGAUCCUGGAGCGGUCGGGGCUGGGGGAGGAGACGUGCCUGCCGCCGGCGAACCACUACAUCCCGCCGCAGCGCAGCAUGGCGGCGGCGCGGGCGGAGGCGGAGCUGGUGAUCUUCUCGGCCGUGGACGAGCUGCUGGCGAAGACGCGGGUGACGGCGAAGGACAUCGACAUCGUGGUGGUGAACUGCAGCCUCUUCUCGCCGACGCCGUCGCUGUCGGCGAUGGUGGUGAACCGGUACGGGCUGCGGAGCAACGUGCUGAGCUUCAACCUGUCCGGGAUGGGCUGCAGCGCGGGGCUGAUCUCGGUGGACCUGGCGCGGGACCUGCUGCAGGCGCGGCGCGACGCCUACGCGCUGGUGGUGUCGACGGAGAUCAUCACCCCGAACUACUACACGGGGAUGGAGCGCGCGAUGCUGCUGCCCAACUGCCUCUUCCGGAUGGGCGCCGCCGCCCUGCUGCUCACCAACCGCCGCGCCGAGCGCGCGCGCGCCAAGUACCGGCUGUGCCACGUGGUGCGCACGCACAAGGGCGGCGACGACGGGGCCCACCGGUGCGUGUACCAGGAGGAGGACGAGGAGGGGAUCGUGGGGAUCCGGCUGUCGAAGGACCUGAUGGCCGUGGCCGGGGAAGCCCUCCGCGCGAACAUCACGACGAUCGGGCCGCUGGUGCUGCCGGCGUCGGAGCAGCUGCUGUUCCUGCUGUCGCUGGUGGCGCGCAAGGUGUUCGGGCUGCGCUGGAAGCCCUACAUCCCGGACUUCAGGCAGGCCUUCGACCACUUCUGCGUGCACGCCGGGGGGAGGGCGGUGAUCGACGAGCUGCAGAAGAGCCUGCGCCUGCGGGACGAGGACGUGGAGGCCUCGCGCAUGGCGCUGCACCGCUUCGGCAACACCUCCUCCAGCUCCCUCUGGUACGAGCUCGCCUACAUCGAGUCCAAGGGCCGCAUGCGCCGCGGCCACCGCGUCUGGAUGAUCGGCUUCGGCAGCGGCUUCAAGUGCAACAGCGCCGUCUGGCGCUGCCUCCGCACCGUCCGCGGCCCCGUCGACGGGCCCUGGGCCUCCACCAUCCACCGCUACCCGGUCCACGUCCCCGACGUCGUCAAGCUCUCCUAGCUACCUACCUACCUAGCUACCGACCUACCUAAUUAAUUAAUUAAUUAAUUAAUUAAUUAAUUAAUUACGUACCUCCUCCUCCUCCUCGGCUCCUCCUCCUCCUCCUUAAUUACAUAUCUAUCUAUCUCCAUGCAUGCAUCCUUAAUUCCAUCCUAGAUUUAUUACUUCCUAGCUAUCAAUUAAAUUAAAUCAAAUCAAAUCAAAUUAAUCACCACCAGGCACGAGCCCAGUGCCAGCGUCCAUGCAUGCAUGGAUGCAUAUAUUAUAUAUGUGCCGACCAGUUCAGUUCAGUUCAGAUCAUGAGAUCAGAUCAGAUCAGUCUCUAGCUAGCUACGACCAGGAAAAAAGAAAAAAAGAAAAAAAGAAAAGGAGUACUCACUAGUCAGUAGUAAUGUAAUCUCUCUCUCUCCCUCUCUCUCUCUCUCU